This is a messenger RNA of Prunus mume (Japanese apricot), 1093 nucleotides long. The record is from RefSeq and is a predicted model, not a curated record. Lineage: Eukaryota; Viridiplantae; Streptophyta; Magnoliopsida; Rosales; Rosaceae.
GUGCAAUUGACAAAUAGACCAAAAGGUCCACCCAAAAGUGCAAACUAGAACGUGGCUUUAUUGCAAAAAAGUCCUCUAAUUUACUAACAUUUCCCUAUUCCCACCAUCAGUCAACCACCAGCUCAACUUCAACUCCUCUGCUAAAACUCGGCCCUCCCCAAACCCGACGACGCCCCCCUCCCUCCAGAAAACCCAGAACCCUAACCCUAACCUGAUGGCUCGGCGGACCCUCCCGAUCCUCAAAAACCUCACCCACCGCUCCACGCCCGGACCCUUCCUUCCCAAACCCGACCCGAACACAAGAUCCGUCACCUACAUGCCCCGACCCGGCGACGGAGCCCCGCGGCCCGUCACCCUGAUCCCUGGCGACGGCAUAGGCCCACUCGUCACCAACGCCGUCGAGCAAGUCAUGGAGGCGAUGCACGCUCCGGUUUACUUUGAGCGGUACGACGUCCACGGCGAUCUGAAGCGGGUGCCUCCGGAGGUGAUCGAGUCGAUCCGGAAGAACAAGGUCUGCCUGAAAGGCGGCUUGAAGACUCCAGUCGGCGGGGGUGUGAGCUCGCUCAACGUCCAGCUGAGGAAAGAGCUCGACUUGUACGCUUCCUUGGUCAACUGCUUCAACCUCCCCGGUCUCCCCACCCGCCACGAGAACGUGGACAUUGUCGUAAUUAGAGAGAACACCGAAGGCGAAUACUCGGGGCUCGAGCACGAGGUCGUCCCCGGCGUCGUUGAGAGCCUCAAGGUGAUCACGAAGUUUUGCUCAGAGCGAAUUGCCAAGUAUGCGUUUGAGUAUGCGUAUCUGAACAACAGAAAGAAGGUGACUGCUGUGCACAAAGCCAACAUUAUGAAGCUGGCAGAUGGGUUGUUCUUAGAGUCUUGUAGAGAGAUUGCUACCAAGUACCCAAGUAUCAAGUACAAUGAGAUUAUUGUGGACAAUUGCUGCAUGCAACUUGUUUCGAAGCCCGAGCAAUUUGACGUUAUGGUCACUCCUAAUCUUUAUGGAAACCUAGUGGCAAAUACGGCAGCUGGUAUUGCUGGAGGCACUGGGGUCAUGCCAGGAGGUAGACAUCAUUAUUAAUUAGUAUAAUUUAUG